AUGGCCUCUGAGAGGAAAGGGAAAGGUAGACACGAAGAGGAUGAAACGGACUUGGCCACGUCAAGCGCAGCGCCCGAAAGUCGGGUGCGACCGAGUACUUCAACCACAGCUAGUCGACACGACAACGCGCGCAGCGACGUUCCCCGCUCGUCACGUGGUGGUGGCGAACGUCGAGCAGAAGGCCGACAACAACAUAACUCGACAACCUUGUUUCCUCGGAACAACAAACAGGAGCAUUACUCGUAUUCCGAGUCUGAUGAGUCGGAAGGGUACAUCCCGAGGCAUGCUGAAGCGCUGAUCAAGCUCAACCCUACGCAGAACAACUCGAAGUGGCGCGACUUCAUCAAAAACAAUCCUUUAGCCCUGGAGGAUGAAGACGACAAAAGGUUCUAUUUCGCAGAAGCGAUAGAUGCGCUUAGGAAUAGCGAUGUAGCUCGAGCUCAAUCAUGCGUCAGAAUUGGCACGGUGCUCCACUAUGUGGGAGGGAAGAAGCCACACCAAUACAGGAGACUCUUUGAUAUCCUGGCUGGAGAUGUGGCUGAUAAGGGCCAGUCCGACGCUUUCGAAAGCAGUUGCACCACUUUCUACAAUGAUUGCAAGGCUAAGUCGAAGUCGGCAGAGGCAAAGACAACAGGCGCACAAUCUGCAAGCAAAUCAGGCGCGCGGACAACGUCUGGACGUGAUAGCACUCGCCAUGAUGUUAGCCGACAUGAUGUUACUCGACAGGAUGAUACUCGACAGGGUUUUCGAGCUGCUCGACGUGCAGAUCGACAUGAUGAUCUUCGACCACCUGUCAACUUCAGUAAUCUCAGCCUGGGACGCACACUAGACCCUCAGCUACUACCUAAUCACAGAGACGAUGAGGAUAGCCCAGAUCUUCCGCAUGGUGGUCGCCCACUUCCUCGUCCGAGGCAAGAUUCCGUCACAGGCACGAAGCCAACCAUAACAGGCAGUAGGAACCGUCAUGAUGAUGACCCCGGAUCAGUUGCAGGAGGCGGCAAACCAAGCCAGCAGCCCCGUCACAAUCCAUCAGCUGGCGGACGCGAGACCGAGAUCGAGUCAGGUGAGCUCGACAGAGAACCUUCAAUCACGGGUCCGAAAGCAAGUGCACCAGAUGAAGAAUCGCUGGACCCGCGAUUCAUCAGACGAGAGACGAGGAAGGCUGGCAAUUUCUUCAAGAUAGGCAGGAUUUUUGCUGUCUUGGAACAUGUGGAAGAAGCAAAGGAUGCAGAUUAUACUACUGAGGCAAAGUGGGAGACCAGGACUCGAUUUGGGAUGGUUCUGACACACAUACGACACUUCGCUGUCGUUCGUGAGGGACAUGGAUUCUGCUGGGCAGUUCCCAUUAAUACCUAUAAUGGUCAGGGUUUGAAGAAACGAGGCCUUCGCCCCGUCCAUAUCACAGCACACGCAAUAAUUUACAGUACCUCCCGCCCACCUCGACCGUUGCCACAGGAGCCUGCAAUGUCGAAAACACCAAUCGCAAUCGACCUCGGCCAGAACGCUGAUGAGUUAAAGCCAUCGAGCCGCAUCAAUUUUGCGCAGGUCCACACAAUUCAGCACAACGUACGUGCAAUGAACAUUGGCAGGGUUCGGGACAGUUCCUCAGCCUACUUCGAUGCUUACUGGCGGGAGCAUUUGCUCCGCUAG
This is a messenger RNA of Cyphellophora attinorum, 1650 nucleotides long. RefSeq lists its product as uncharacterized. Lineage: Eukaryota; Fungi; Ascomycota; Eurotiomycetes; Chaetothyriales; Cyphellophoraceae. The transcript has a single exon. The record is from RefSeq and is a predicted model, not a curated record. Bases 1 to 1650 code for a protein of 549 amino acids.